Messenger RNA from Uloborus diversus, 1140 nucleotides. RefSeq names its product PI-PLC X domain-containing protein 1-like. Gene Ontology annotation, molecular function: phosphoric diester hydrolase activity. Gene Ontology annotation, biological process: lipid metabolic process. Lineage: Eukaryota; Metazoa; Arthropoda; Arachnida; Araneae; Uloboridae. Bases 1 to 1140 code for a protein of 379 amino acids. The record is from RefSeq and is a predicted model, not a curated record. The transcript has a single exon.
AUGGGCUUCCCUUUUGUCGGUUUAUAUUCCGCAAACCCCACAGAAUAUCUACCGGAGCCUCUGGCUUUACAUAUGCCUACAGAUUGUCCUGAAGGUCGAAUUGAAACAAAUUAUUCUAUCCCUGAAGUCCAGUUUGAUAAAAAUACAAUGAUUUCCGGUUGCCUAGGGUUAUGGGCUGCUUAUGUCGAAGCAGGGAAAGUUGCACAUUCAUCGUGUUUAAGAACAUAUCCCAACUGGAUGUAUGACAUGAGGAAAGAAAUAGGAGACAAACGUUUGAGCUGUCUGAUGAUACCUGGAACUCAUAAUUCUGGAUGUUACCUGAAAUAUAGUCCUAUGAGAGAUACCUUGUAUCAUAGGUACGUUUAUACGCAAGAAGAAAACGUCUUCAAUCAGUUAGUUUACGGCAUAAGGUUCUUGGAUCUUCGGGUGUGGCACGAAAGAAGUAUUCUAAUGCGAAGCAAGAUAAAAAUAACCCAUGACUGGCUGCACUUCAACCUUCCAACUUUGGAAGACAUUUUACAGCAAGUAAAAGACUUUUUACUAGUUACCAACGAAGUUGUUAUCCUGGAUUUCCAUCGACUAUUAAGCGGAACUUUUCGAAGUAGGAUCCUUGAAAAGUGGCAACACAAGGAAAUAUUAAGCUUGUUGAAGAAUACUUUUGGCGAUUUGUUGCUCGAAUCAGGUGAUUUUGGAAUUUCUUUAAAUUCCAUGUGGAGAAUGGGAAAAAGAGUUUUGAUUCUCUACAGAGAUAAUAAGGAUUUGCCAUCAGACCAAAAACUAGCGCUUAACGUGUACCACUGGUGGGAGUCCUUCCAGUUUGUUAAUGACUUGCAUAAGCAUCUGGUCGAGAAUGUUUGCAUGUACGAGUUUUAUGGAACUGCAGCUGUUGCAGUAUUGACUCCAACAGAAUGGACUCCGAUAUUCGAUGUUACUUAUAGUCGCCGAAGGGCUGCUUAUCAAGUUAAUACAAUGCUUCAUACAUGGUUUCGGAAUGAGUUGUCUUGCUCAAAUAUUAUUUUGACUGAUUAUUUUUUAGGCAAUAAUGUGAUUCAGGUGUCAAUUGAUGCUAACAAAAACUCUUCUCGUUGUUCCACCUGUUUGAAAUUCUGUAAACUAAUGUAUUCAAAGAAACUGCAAUAA